AAUAAUAUAUUGUUUUUUUUGUCUGAAAAUAAAUUGCGCGUCACUGUUCUUCUUCUUCUAUCUAAGCGGAGGAAACUCAAAUUGUUACAGUUCACAAGUAAUCUCUUCUUCAAGCUUUCUCUCUCUACCAAUUAAAGGUUUUUGAUUCUUUCAACACAAACCCAAAUCAAUCUUCGUUUCUUCUCUCGUUGUCUACGAUGACCUCGAAGAACAAUGGUUUGUCUGCCGCGCUUGUUUCGAAUCUCCAAGAUGUGCUUUCGAAGAGAAAAGUAGGGAACGAGGAAAAAGUUGGGAGCGAUGGAUCGGCGGAGGAGGCUCCGUCUACAUCUGAUUCCGUUGAUGUUGCGGCGGUGGAGGAAGAGAUCGAUGACUCUAGACCUAUUGUUUUAGUUACGAAUGGUGAUGGGAUUGAUUCGCCAGGGCUUGUUUCUCUCGUUGAGGCUUUGGUUCUUGAAGGGAUUUACAAUGUUCAUGUUUGUGCUCCUCAAACGGAUAAAUCAGCUUCUGCUCAUUCUACGACUCCUGGAGAAACAAUCGCUGUAAGCUCUGUUAGUAUCAAAGGUGCCACAGCCUUUGAAGUUUCAGGGACUUCUGUGGACUGCAUCUCAUUAGGAUUAUCUGGAGCGCUUUUUGCUUGGUCAAAACCAUUACUGGUAAUUAGUGGAAUCAAUCAGGGUUCAAGCUGUGGCCAUCAAAUGUUCUAUUCAGGUGCAGUUGCUGGAGCCAGGGAGGCUUUGAUUUCUGGAGUACCCUCUUUGUCAAUAUCGUUGAACUGGAAGAAAGAUGAAAGCCAAGAAAGUCACUUUAAGGAUGCUGUUGGUGUCUGCUUACCUUUGAUAAACGCAACUAUCAGAGACAUUGCAAAAGGCGUUUUCCCUAAAGAUUGCUCUCUCAAUAUAGAAAUUCCAACAUCACCCUCAUCAAACAAGGGUUUCAAGGUAACAAAACAAAGCAUGUGGAGGCAGAGUCCUAGUUGGCAAGCUGUUUCAGCUAACCGUCACCCUGGUGCUGGGAAUUUCAUGUCCAACCAACAAAGUCUAGGUGCUCAGCUUGCCCAGCUUGGCAGGGAUGCUUCAGCUGCUGGGGCAGCUCGUCGUUUUACCACUCAGAAGAAGAGUAUUGUGGAGAUUGAAUCGGUUGGUGUUGCUGGUAAAACUGAUACCCGUGUUAAGAAAUUCUUUCGUCUAGAGUUACUUGCUAAAGAACAAGAACACACAGAUGAAGAUUUGGAUGUCAAGGCUCUAGAAGAUGGUUUCGUUUCUGUGACUCCAUUGUCUCUACUUCCAAAUAUUGAUUCGGACACUCAAGCCGCAGUAUCGGAAUGGAUCUCCAAAGCCCUUUAACUCUGAUCAAUGAAAAAGGUCAUAAUCGUAAAUUAUGUUACAUGAUUUGGCUAAAACUCUCCCAACAAAUCUGAUUACUGGAUUCUGAAUUUGUUUGUUCUUGUGGUCUUGUUGUCAUUUAACCCAGUUGUUUAUUUUAUUUAUUUGAUCUCCCUACAAGUAUGGGUUGCUCUUGUUGGCUUGUUUGUUUGUCAGUAGCUUUUUUACCUUUGUAAUUGGAAAAAAGGUCGGUCUGCUUUUUCUCUAUUUCGAAUUCAUACAAUUUGUAUUUUUUUUGUAUACCUUUUGAUUGAGAAGAACGAUCUUUUACCCAAAA
This is a messenger RNA of Arabidopsis lyrata subsp. lyrata, 1659 nucleotides long. RefSeq names its product 5'-nucleotidase SurE. Gene Ontology annotation, molecular function: nucleotidase activity. NCBI's taxonomy places the organism in Eukaryota, Viridiplantae, Streptophyta, Magnoliopsida, Brassicales, Brassicaceae. The coding region runs from base 198 to 1343 and encodes 381 amino acids. The transcript is spliced from 11 exons. The record is from RefSeq and is a predicted model, not a curated record.